CGAAUAUUAUGUGAAUCCUCUUUGAGUUUAUGUUUUAGUGUCACGCUUGUAAAAUAACGUAUUUUUGACUACAAUGUUACGAUUAGGGUGUACUAUCAGAGGUCUUUGCUCGUUAAAUGCUCUGCCGAGACAAUCGUUUCAGGUAAGACUCGGCAAUUUAUCAAGAGGAUGCCGCAAGUUACUUACCACAGAGGCUUCUACAGCAACAGCAACAGCUGAAAUCUCUCCCAGAGCCUCCAAAAUAACAGGCUUCUGGUUAUUGGGAUGUGCUGGCAUGGCAGUUGGCUCCGUUGUUCUGGGAGGAGUCACACGGCUAACAGAAUCUGGUUUGUCAAUGGUUGACUGGCAUCUGAUCAAAGGAAUGAAGCCACCGACAACACAAGAGGAGUGGGAGAAGGAGUUUGAAAAAUACCAGAAGUUUCCUGAAUAUAAAUAUACCAACCAAGGAAUCAGUCUUGCCCAGUUUAAGUGGAUCUGGUACAUGGAGUAUGCUCACAGAAUGUGGGGUCGUUUGGUUGGAGUUGCAUUUUAUCUCCCAGCAGGAUACUUCUGGUACAAGGGCUGGUUUAAUAAGGGAUUGAAGAUGAGAGUUGGAGUGUUUGGAGCCCUGUUACUGAGUCAGGGUUUGAUGGGAUGGUACAUGGUGAAGAGUGGCCUUGAUGAAGAACAUAUCAGUAAAACAGAGAUACCUCGGGUCAGUCAGUACCGCCUUGCUGCACAUCUGUCACUUGCUUUUCUUCUGUAUUCUGGUUUGGUGUGGUGUGGCCUGAGUCAGUUCAUCCCUCAACCAAGAUAUGUAAUGACUUCACAACUAAGGCAGUUCAGAAGAUUUGCUCACACAUGCAAGGGCUUUGUAGCACUCACUGCUGUUUCAGGUGCGUUUGUCGCUGGUUUAGACGCUGGCCUUGUUUACAACUCUUUUCCCAAGAUGGCAGACCGUUGGAUUCCAAGCGACUUGUUCGCGCUCGAACCGAAAUGGAAAAACUUUUUCGAAAACCCAACAACAACUCAGUUUGUACACAGAAUUCUUGGAACAACCACUGUGUCUUCCAUUGCCAUUUUGUUUUUACUCGCGAGACCACUAAAACUGCCUGGAAGAGCUAACAUAGCGUUAAACUGUCUGCUGGGAAUGUCCGCUAUGCAGGUCACUCUCGGUAUUUCUACACUUUUGUUAUAUGUUCCAACUCAUCUCGCUGCGUUACAUCAAGCUGGUGCUGUGUCAUUGUUAACAAUUGCUCUUUGGCUCACAAACGAACUCCGCAAGCCCCUAGUACCAAAAUGAGGCCUCCUUGUACCAGUUGUUAACCAAAUUUCGGUUUUGGGCGACUGUUGCUGAGUUUAUAUGAGAAGACCCUGGCUGAGAAUAUAAGAGGAAGGCUGUUAAUUUAACGAAGAGAAAAGUUUGCAAGAUGUCAUUGGUACAUGCCUAUACACUCAGUACUGAAAGAAUUGAGCAUCUCUUUUAGGAUCUAGAUUUUAUUAAGCGUGCCAGACAUUGUUUUCAACAUACUUAAACACUUAAAGAAAGGGCAACGCUCUUUUCGAAGUUUUUCACGCAGCGAGCACGGUAGCCGGAGCAAUUUUCAAUUGAGGGUUGACAAUAGUCCGAAAUUGCUGUAGUUCUGCUCCGCUGCGCACAUUGAUUCAUCGCGAAAGUUGGCGCCAACUUUCCCACCAAUCAGGUGCAAUACUUAAACCAUUUGUGAUUUGGUCCCGGUUACAUUUAUCUUCUUCGCAGCCUUUGUUUGGCCUAGUCGUCACGCGAAGUAACCUCUUCCCACGCGUUGCGUGACGAGAUCAAACAAAGACGGAAGAAGGAAGCUACGGUUACGUGCGACUUCCUGCGCGUGACGGCGGCUACUUGUGUUCGCUCUGAGUUAUCAUUGGCUCCUGAUAUUUCCUUUGUUCUGAUUGGCCAGUGUGAUUAUUUUGCUUUUGCUACAAGGAUAUUCGUUAAGCUUGAUACGGUAGGGGUGCAAACUCGUUCAGAACUAUGAGUGCAUCUGACAGUAGGCGUACGUAUUCCUUCAUUCUUGUGCGUAAAGCUGAGCGAACCUAAAUUCAGUUUGAAUGUAAUUUAUGU
This is a messenger RNA of Pocillopora verrucosa, 2083 nucleotides long. The record is from RefSeq and is a predicted model, not a curated record. NCBI's taxonomy places the organism in Eukaryota, Metazoa, Cnidaria, Anthozoa, Scleractinia, Pocilloporidae.